This is a messenger RNA of Cladophialophora psammophila CBS 110553, 558 nucleotides long. RefSeq lists its product as uncharacterized. Gene Ontology annotation, molecular function: carbohydrate:proton symporter activity. The transcript is spliced from 4 exons. The record is from RefSeq and is a predicted model, not a curated record. Gene Ontology annotation, biological process: carbohydrate transport; transmembrane transport. Gene Ontology annotation, cellular component: membrane. Lineage: Eukaryota; Fungi; Ascomycota; Eurotiomycetes; Chaetothyriales; Herpotrichiellaceae. Bases 1 to 558 code for a protein of 185 amino acids.
AUGGGUAAUCAUUCUCGAAGCCUGUUCAGCACCUGGGUCGCACUGUUCUUGUCCCUUGGUUCAAUAGCGUGUGCUUAUGUCACUGUCAUCACAGCGACCACACUUGCCCAACCAUCCUUUAUCGCUGUCAAUGGAGUGUACGUCUCUGGGGCCUUGUUAAGAGGUCUUCUCUCAUCACAGUCUUCCGACAUCUUGGGCCGCAGAAUAUCUGUGUUUAUCUCCGCUGCUCUGUCCCUUCUCGGUGGAGCUCUACAAGUUGAGUUUGUCCACAUUGCCAUGUUCAUUGCCGCUCGGUUGGUGGAGGGUCUCGGAAUUGGAUCAUUAUUUGCCGUGACCCCUCUUUUCCAGAGCGAAGUGUCUCCUCAAGCCCCCGGCCUGAUAGUGGGUCUCCACGGGAUUUUCAUUUCCCUGGGCACUAUCUUGUGCGAUUGGAUAGGCUUUGGUUUCUAUUUUGUGAAUGCUGGGGGAUCGCAGUGGCGAAUACCUCUAGCCAUCCAAUAUGUACCAACCUUGAUCCUUGCCUGUGGCGUUUGGUUUAUACCCGAAUCUCCUCGUUGA